CAUAUCCUGAGUGUUUGAGGUUCAGUAACGCAGGGAUAUCAUUUUCUGUGCCAGAAGUCAAGUUAAAAUAUAGUGGGUUUGCUUCGUUACAAAAUACCGCCUGUAGGACGCAGCGGUUUGAAUAGUGAAGGGCGUCGUGAGUAACUAGCCGAGGUCUAUUCUGGUCAGCUGACCUUCAGCAUCCCUGUCCGACUCAACCUGGGGAGGGGACAGGGGGACACGGUUUACCACCGCAGUCACGCUGGGGUGUUAUGUUUUCGAAAAAGGACCGAAAUAACGCAGCGUUAACUUCCCCAUGGCGGCCGAAAUCCGCCCUCUUGCCCAGGCUCGGACGCCUGUCUUGCUGAGUGAGAUCGAAGCGUUUCAGGACGUGGUGAACACGGCCGUGAUCAUCCCGAAGGAAGACGGUGUUAUAAGCGUCUCCCAAGACAGGACGGUCAGAGUUUGGCUGAAGAGGGAUAGUGGACAGUACUGGCCCAGUGUGUACCAUACAAUGCCAGCUCCCUGUUCGUGUAUGUCUUUCAACCCAGAGACCAGGAGGAUUUCUGUUGGGAUGGACAAUGGAGUCGUCUCUGAGUUUAUCCUGUCUGAAGACUACAAUAAAAUGACACCAGCUCGUACGUAUCAAGCUCAUCAGGGUGGUGUUACUGUGGUGUUAUUUGUGUUGGAGAUGGAGUGGGUCCUAAGCACAGGCCAGGAUAAGAGCUUUACCUGGCACUGUUCAGAAAGUGGGCAGCAGCUGGGCACCUACAGAACCACAGCAUGGGUGUCUGGACUCCAGUUUGAUGUGGAGACCAGACAUGCAUUUGUGGGUGACUAUUCUGGUCAAGUGACUAUUUUGAAACUGGAGCAAGAUAACUGUAAUCUGGUCACCACUUUCAAAGGUCACACGGGCAAUGUGACUGCUUUAUAUUGGGACCCAGUACAGAGGGUCUUAUUUUCUGGAAGUUCAGAUCAUUCCAUUAUUAUGUGGGACAUUGGGGGACGGAAAGGAACGGCCAUUGAACUCCAGGGACACAAUGAGAGGGUACAGGGUCUGUGCUAUGCUCCACAUACUCGUCAACUCAUCUCCUGUGGGUCUGAUGGAGGAAUUGUCAUUUGGAACAUGGAUGUUGCACGACAAGAGACUCCAGAAUGGCUUGACAGUGACUCCUGUCAGAAGUGUGAACAGCCAUUCUUCUGGAACUUUAAACAAAUGUGGGACACUAAAAAGAUUGGCUUGCGACAGCAUCAUUGCAGGAAGUGCGGACAGGCUGUCUGUGGGAAGUGCUCAUCUAAGCGCUCCACCAUCCCACUCUUGGGCUUUGAGUUUGAGGUGCGGGUGUGUGACAGUUGCCAUGAGUCCAUCACCGAUGAGGAACGGGCACCCACAGCAACAUUCCAUGAUAGCAAACAUGCAGUGGUGCACAUGCACUAUGAGCCGACCAGAAGCUGGUUGCUGACCUCUGGUGCUGAUAAAGUCAUUAAGCUAUGGGACAUGACUCCUGUGGUAUCCUGAAAAUUAUCCUUAGCAUGGACAAGAGUGAUUGGCACAAGCUCUGUGUGAAUGGAAAAGAUGAGUGCUGAUCACUAUGGUUCAUCUCAUCACUGCUGAGGAGCUGAAGAUCUGUGAGAGGUUCUGCCUUUGUGUCCCUGCAGAAACAGAGCAGUAAACACAGACAUUAGCAAGAAAGAAAUAAACCCAAGGAAGUUAAGCAAUAGUAGAGUGUAGAGAUAUUGGCAAAACAUACACCCAAAAUUAUGUGUGCGCAUGUGUGUGUGUGCAUGCAUUUGUGCUCGAGGUUGAUGCGGGACCAUGUAUGGCCAUGUUAAAAUGGGCUAGUCAAAUUCUGGCAUAAUCACAUUCUGUCUAAAUAUUUAACAUAUGUUACCUCCUGUAAACCUAGUUUGGCCAUAUACAAUUUGCAAACAUGAACACAUGCACAAAUCAGUGUUCUAUAUAGUGAAAGGCAUGGUUUAAGAAAAAUGCUCACAUUUUAAGCGCUUUUUCCAUGUGUAAUUAAUUUAUGUAAUCUUUUGUGUCAACUCCCAUUAAUCACUGUUUAUUGAUCAUGAAGCAUUGAUUUGAUAUUAUUAACUAAAUGAAACUAGCCCCAUUUGGCUGUAGUAAAGAUUACAUGUGAUAAUUUGCAGAGUCAAGUUCACUGGUAUUGCAGGGAAGGUCCCCCUGCGUGCAUUUAUUUAUUUAUUUAUUUCUGCAAAUGAUUGGUUCUCUGAUUCUGGUUCGACUUGCUUGGUAAUGAGCUACAUAAUGCAAUCUUUUGUUAAAUUGUAUACAAAUUGGAACAUUUCAAAGGAUGCACAAUCCACUUUGGGCAGAAUGCCUUCAUGACUAUUUAGCUAUAACUUAAUGAAAGAAUCUGAACAAAUGCUGUAAAAAUGUUUUUUUGUAGUCUUAGUUUGUUGUUGCCUUGCCGAUUGUGGAAAUAGAGAAAUAUACAUCAGAGCUUGUAGGCUACUGCCUUCUCCACACUAUAGGAUGUUUUAAUUUUCAUCCCAUACCAAACAUUUAUGGAUA
Molecule: messenger RNA, 2518 nt
Organism: Electrophorus electricus (electric eel)
Lineage: Eukaryota; Metazoa; Chordata; Actinopteri; Gymnotiformes; Gymnotidae
Gene: wdfy2
Product: WD repeat and FYVE domain containing 2
Biological process (GO): positive regulation of protein phosphorylation; positive regulation of fat cell differentiation
Cellular component (GO): early endosome
Molecular function (GO): protein binding; metal ion binding
Source: RefSeq, a predicted model, not a curated record